Plenodomus lingam JN3 is the source of this 684-nucleotide messenger RNA. The record is from RefSeq and is a predicted model, not a curated record. NCBI's taxonomy places the organism in Eukaryota, Fungi, Ascomycota, Dothideomycetes, Pleosporales, Leptosphaeriaceae.
AUGACAAUUCAAAUCUACUGCGAUCCGUGCACGGUCAACAGCCGCAAGGUGCUUGCUGGCCUCAAGCAGAUGAAUGCGGAUUAUAAUCAUGUCUUCAUCAACUACGUCACUGGCGAGCACAAAAGCGAGGAAUUCGCCAAAAUAAACCCCCUCAAGACCGUGUAUGACAUCCGCCACCAAACAAGUAAUGCUAUCCUGCAAUAUGCCGCUGAUAAAUCCGGAGCCGAAUCCAUGUAUCCCAAGGACCUCAAGCGACGUGCUGAUGUAAAUCGUUGGCUGUUUUGGGAAGCCUCGUCCUGGUUCCCUGCUUGCUACGUCUACCUGAUGGAGAACGCUGUCAAGUCUCUCAUGGGCGGCGAACCCGAUCAGAAAGCGAUCGACGCUGCGUCAGCCAAGUUCCACACGUGCGCAAGCGUCCUGGAAGCCCGCCUUAGUAAGAACAAGUGGCUCACAGGCGAUGAUGUGACCAUAGCCGACAUAGCUGUUGCUGCGGCCAUGCCUGUGCCCCAGGCCAUGAUGCUCCCCCUUGAAAAUUAUCCCAAUGUGAAGAGAUGGCUUGCAGAAGAGGUUCAACAGCUUCAAAGCUGGAAGAACACACAGGGUGCGGUAGACAAGGCUCUCCUCCCCAACCAAUCCGCCACUGUAAAAGUGCUCAUCGUGGGUCUACUUGCAGGGGUAAAGUAG